AUGACUGAAGAGAUGCUUGUUCCUGAUGGAUUGAGAUUUGCAAGAUUAACUGCUGCAUCUCUUGCAAUUCUUAAUGAUACAGGUAACUUUAUGGCUGAUUGGAAGAAAGCCCAACCACUCGUUUGGGGUGAUAUGGAAUCGAUUGAUUCAAAUCUAAUUGAUGAUUUUGCAACAAAAGAUCCACAACAAUAUCCUGAAUAUUAUAAUGCUGACGUUCCAGUUUCUAAUGACAAAUUCUAUGCCGGCUUUAAUUUCAAAUAUUUCGGAUCCACAUCAACAAUGCAAACUCCAUAUUGUCCAAAUCCAGAUGUGAGAUAUUGCGACAAGCCUGAGUUCUAUAACAAGCAAGGAAAAAGUGUUAUUGGAUCCAGUGAAUCGUUUGGAUAUAUUCCAUUUGUUAAUCCAAACUACACAUGCCCAUCUUCUACAGCGACACUUCCGACAACUGAACCUAAUGAAAAUACUUUAUGCGGAGAAUACAAUUGCGAAAGUUACCAGAAAUUCACAAUUAAAGUGAAUAAAGAUACUUCAGGAAAAGACUGGGAAGAAGUAACUUGCACAUCAAGCAACAUUAAUCAGGUUUUCAAUAUUCAUAUAAAUGGAAAAAUCCAAAGGAAAGUCAAAUGCGUUAAUCCAGAAAGAUUCUGCCGUUCAGUUAUUCUAAGCGAAAUGAUGCUUCGUAAAAAUCCAAUGGAUAAAAAUUCAUGGCAGUUAAGUGACAUUGGUCCCAAACAAUUUGAUAGUAAUGUUCGCAAAUCAAUCAGAAAAGAUAUCAAAACAAAUGAAGAUGAAGCUUUGAAUGAACAAAGAUGGGGUAAUGUUGAAGCAUGGUUCAGGAAGAAUAAAAUUGGAUUUGCAAUAGGAUGUGGCAUCUUUGUUGUUGCUAUUAUCAUCGUUGUAGUCGGAAUUUUAGCAUACAAGAGACUUCAUCCCAAGGAGGAAAACAAUGAAGACAAUGAAAAUAAGGAAAUGUCUUCCGAAUAUUCAGAUCAAACACCAGUUGCUUAA
Messenger RNA from Trichomonas vaginalis G3, 1008 nucleotides. RefSeq names its product regulation of choline O-acetyltransferase protein. The coding region runs from base 1 to 1008 and encodes 335 amino acids. Gene Ontology annotation, molecular function: metalloendopeptidase activity. The record is from RefSeq and is a predicted model, not a curated record. NCBI's taxonomy places the organism in Eukaryota, Parabasalia, Trichomonadida, Trichomonadidae. The transcript has a single exon. Gene Ontology annotation, cellular component: membrane; cytoplasm. Gene Ontology annotation, biological process: cell adhesion; proteolysis.